Molecule: messenger RNA, 1961 nt
Organism: Phoenix dactylifera (date palm)
Lineage: Eukaryota; Viridiplantae; Streptophyta; Magnoliopsida; Arecales; Arecaceae
Source: RefSeq, a predicted model, not a curated record
CAAAGACGCAAACAAAACUGGAUGAGAAGUAAACGGUAACGGAAAUCUCAAGAAGAAAGAUUGAAAAGUAGAAUACAUUAAAAAGUAAUGCACACACUCGUGCAGUUCCCCUACAUUGUAUCACAAUAAAUUAAUAGUCUCGUUCGUAUUGUUAAUUUUUUAAGGAGAAGGAAAAGAGGAAACGAGAAAACCACCUAUGGAUGUAUCUUUAUCUUAGUGUUACCGUGAGUACAGGGUGCAGUCCAUAGGAAGUGAGAGAGAGAGAGAGAGAGAGAGAGAGAGAGAGAGGGAGGGAGGUACAAGCGACCACCAUUCAUGAAGUCCCAUUUGGUGUCGGUCGCUGCCACUCCCACCCCACUCUCCACCGUCUGAUGCCAGAAUCGGAACAGGAGGUAUGAUGAAGUCGGCGGCAGCGGGGAAGGGGAUGAUGGUGGGGUCGAGCCCGGGGAGAGCGGAGAAGCUGCCGGCGCCGGGGCUGGCGAGGCUGCUGGGGGGCGGGGGGAGGAGCAGGGGGCGGAGCGGGGUGGCGCGGACGAGCCCGAUGUUCGGGACGCGGAGCCGGAGCGUGGGGCGGCAGGCGGGGGCGGAGGCCCGGGCGGGGGAGGAAGGGGAGCCGUCGUCCCCCAAGGUGACGUGCAUCGGCCAGGUCCGGAUCAGGAACAAGAACAAGAAGAAGAGCGACACGAGGACGUUCAAGUCCAGGGAGAGGCUGCCGACGGCGGCGAAGCGGUGCCCGUGCCCCCAGAGGUCGCUGCUCUGCUGCGUGUUCGUCUGCCGGCAAAAGGGCUCCGGCGGGCAGCCGUGGUGGUCGCUGUGGUGGCGGCAGCGGUGGUCGAGCCUCCGAUCUGGAAAAAGCGGGAGGUACCAGCAGAGGAAAUCAAAAAUCGAGAGAAACGAGGUAGAUCUCAUGAAACCACCGAUCGAAAUGGUAGGCGGCGGCGGCGGCGGCGGCGGAGGAAGGGGAGGAGGAUAUUUCGAAUCGGAUCGAGAAGGAUAUAGAGAUGACGACGAAGAUGAGGAGGAAAUGGAGAACGAGGAGGAGGAAGAGACUAGGGUUUUCGUGUCGUCGGCGACCACGACGCCACCGAAGAACGCGCUGCUGCUGAUGAGAUGCCGAUCGGCGCCGCACAACCGGUCGUCCUCCCUCGCCGCAAACCGGUUCCCGGUCUCUCCGCUUCCGCCAUCGGAAUCAGGAUCUUCUCCGGUGGAGAAGGAAGCCGGGAAGAAGAUCGAAGAACGAGAAGAGGAGGAAGAGGAGGGGGGAAGGUCGAGCAAUGGGAGCUCGAGGGAUGGAGAGGAGGGGUCGCGGCCGCUGGUGCUGACGCGAUGCAAGUCGGAGCCGGCGAGGAAGGUGGCCGUCCGGGAUGCGUCUUACUGUUUUCGGGCCAACAACGACGGCGGCGGCGGCGGCGACGACGGCGGCGGCAGGCAGCGACGGUUGGCCCUCGUUCACGAGGAGCGGCCCCCACCACCACUCUCUCCCCCGCGGUAAACCCACGUCCGGUCCAAAUAUUUCUGCUGGUGUCCGAUUAAAAUUUUGUGAUUAACGUUGUCAUUUGCUUGUUAAGUGAGUGGUUUUAUGGAUGUACAAAGUUUUGUGGAGGGACCUGGUAAUAAAACUCGUAUGCAUCACCCUCUCUACUCUAUCUGACACGAGCGAGGGUAGUUUAAUAUUGUUUUCUCGAGAUCUAUUAUUUUUGUGGGAAUCCGAGAGUGGGGAGAAUCUCCAUUCGCAUCACUUUGCGGAACGGAAAUGGAAGAGGCGAGAUCAUAGUUCUAUGUGGAGGAGGAGCAACUAGUAUCCGUACGCCUCAAAAAGAGUAAAUUAACGUCAUGCUCAAAUGCCUUCAUGUAUAAGUUUUUUUUUUCUCACCCUACUUUAGUGUAUGUGCAACUAGCAGAAUACAAUCUGAUACAAAUGUAAGAGUCGUCUGAAGCAAUCCAGUCUACGAUUCUGUUUA